GGAAGUUAAGGUUGAGUAGGAUCCACCGCAGGUCACGUCGCAGUUACCCACAUUUGGGGCGAUGGCGCCGGCACAGCGCUGCACUCUGUGCCGUCAGACCUUCUUCUGUGGUCGCGGCCACGUCUACAGCCGCAAGCACCAGCGGCAGCUGAAGGCGGCUUUGGAUCGGCUGCUACCCCAGGUGGAGGCCGCUCGCAGGGCCAUCCGCACAGCUCAUGUGGAGCGUUACGUGCCCGAGCACGAUCGGUGCUGCUGGUGCCUGUGUUGCAGCUGUGAGGUGCGGAAGCACCUAAGUCACGGAAACCUGACAGUGCUGCACGGGGGGCUGCUGGAGCACCUGGCCAGCCCAGAGCACAAGAAAGCAACCAACCGAUUCUGGUGGGAGAACAAGGCUGAGGUUCAUAUGAAAGAGAAGUUUCUCAUCUCCCCUCAAGAUUAUGCACAAUUCAAGAAAUCCAUGGUGAAAGGUUUGGAUUCUUAUGGGAAAGAAGAUGAAGUGAUCAAAGAGAUGGCAGCUCAGAUCCGUGAGGUGGAGCACAGACAGCAGGAGGUGGUUCGAUCCGUCUUAGAGCCUCAGGCAGUGCCAGACCCAGAAGAGGGCUCUUCGGCACGAAGCUGGAAAGGGACUAACAGCCAAGUAGCACCUACCUCACAGAGACCCUCAUACUUGGACCUGCCACCAGCCCAAGAGCUUGACUGGAUGGACACAGGACAACCUCUGACAUUCAUUGGCCACCAGGACAUACCAGGAGUUGGCAACAUCCACUCAGGAGUCACACCUCCCUGGGUGGUCCAAGAUGAGGAAUUUAGCUCUGGGAAUCAACAAAUAGGACCCUCUAUGAAGAAUUUCUCAAAGGAAAAGGAAAAACAGAAAUUGAAGAAACUGCCCCCAGACAGAGUCGGGGCCAACUUUGAUCAUAGCUCCAACACCACUGCAGGGUGGCUGCCCUCUUUUGGCCGGGUCUAUAAUGGACGCCGCUGGCAUCAGGUAUGGGACCUGUGCCUGGACCCCCACAUACCACCCCUUUAGAAAAUCUCUCACUUUUGUCCUGUUAACCCUUCAUUUCCUUUCAGGCAUCAAUUCAAAGUUGAAGAUGUAGCAAGGAACAAACAGCAGUCGCACAAAGAAAAAAACUAAUGGUUUCCUGGUAGUUUUGCAACAACCAGUCAGCAAACCCACACCUGCUAUUAUUCCUUGUAACUGCUUCUCUUAGGAAACACACACAUCCACUACUGGUUCAAUAAAGUUUUAUUUUUCAAAAGGUA
Phyllostomus discolor (pale spear-nosed bat) is the source of this 1266-nucleotide messenger RNA. It is a transcript of the gene CENATAC, whose product is annotated as centrosomal AT-AC splicing factor. The record is from RefSeq and is a predicted model, not a curated record. Lineage: Eukaryota; Metazoa; Chordata; Mammalia; Chiroptera; Phyllostomidae.